AUCCGCGGUACUACCUCAAAUUGGUCAGAAGGUGUCAGAGUUUGACAAGUUACCCUUUGUAUUUGUACAACGUUGCUGCAUUUUGUGGUCUCUCAUCCAGCAUUUAGCUUAAUUUGAUGAAGAAUCAGUUGAGUUUGACUAUGAGAAUGUUUUACAUGACGUUCUUGACCCAGAAGGCAGGUGAUCGCAGGUUGUAGACUUACACAUCAAAUGAGCAUUAUAAAAGAAGUAAUGUGUACGCGUCAUCUACACAAAUAACCCAUACCGAGUGUCAUUGUGACAUUUUCUAUUUUCCAAUUGGUUUAGAUUGAUAGACCCGUAGUAUUACAUUUUUAUUACGCGCACUGACAGGGCUAUUACAUGACAUUUGAACGCACCAAUCAGUUGCUGAGGAGCUGAUUGAGUCUACUUCCCUACACUGGGAUAGUUGAAGGGAAGCGGACGGACGGCGGUCGCACACGGAUAUCUCUUCAUCAGGCGAGUCGGAUCUCCCCCGACAGAGACCUCCGAGACGCAGCGAGCCCUCCGUUCCUCCAUCGCGUCUUGCUGCAGGGAGAUGGCCGGGAUUCUGGCGUGGUUCUGGAACGAACGCUUCUGGCUCCCCCAUAAUGUGACCUGGGCUGACUUAAAAAACACAGAUGAGGCGACGUUCCCGCAAGCCGAGGAUCUCUAUCUGGCUUGUCCUCUGGCUUUCUGCAUCUUUAUGAUACGGCUGGUUUUUGAGAGGUUUAUUGCAAGGCCAUGUGCAAUGGGCCUGAAGAUCCAGGCCAACGGGCCACAAAAGGCACAGCCCAAUGCUAUCUUAGAGAAGGUUUUCACUGCUAUAACCAAGCAUCCCGAUGAGAAAAGGCUGGAGGGCCUGUCCAAGCAGCUCGACUGGGAUGUGCGCACCAUCCAGCGCUGGUUUCGGCAACGGCGCAACCAGGAGAAGCCGAGCACCCUCGCCAGAUUCUGUGAAAGCAUGUGGAGAUUUACCUUCUACCUAUAUAUUUUCACCUAUGGAGUGCGUUUUCUUAAAAAGACUCCAUGGUUGUGGAACACUAAGGAGUGCUGGUACAACUACCCUUACCAGCCUCUGACUGUGGAUGUCCAUUAUUACUACAUACUGGAGCUGUCCUUCUACCUGUCGUUACUCUUUUCCCGCUUCACAGACAUCAGGAGGAAGGAUUUUCUGAUCAUGUUCCUGCAUCACGUGGCGGCGAUCUCUCUCAUCGUAUUUUCUUAUGUGAACAACAUGGCACGAGUGGGAACUCUGGUCAUGUGUCUACACGAUGCAGCCGACGUGCUGAUAGAGGCUGCCAAGAUGGCCAACUAUGCCAAAUGUCAGAUACUGUGCAACCUCCUGUUUGCAAUGUUUGCAAGUCUCUUCAUAACUUCCAGGCUGGGAGUUUACCCCAUCUGGAUUUUAAACACCACUUUGUUUGAGAGUUGGGAGAUUGUAGGCCCCUUCCCAUCCUGGUGGGUCUUCAACCUCCUUCUGGUCUUACUGCAGCUUCUUCACUCAUUCUGGUCCUACCUCAUAGUGAAGACAGCAUGCAGAGCCAUCUCCAAAGGAAAGGUGGGGAAGUGGAAUCCUUUACAUGUUUCUAAAGAUGACCGCAGUGACAUCGAGUCCAGCUCUGAUGAGGACGACAGCCCUCCUCCCAGUCAGAAGCACCACAGCAGCACCACCAACGGGACCAACAAAAACGGGACCAACGGCUACCUGACAGGCGUCCCGUACCCAGACGAACACUGACCGAGCUGAUAUCACGCAAAUGGAGCCAUGCUGCAGACACUACCCCACUUAUCUGUGUGUCAGCAUAUGUAUGCGUGUGUGUGUGUGUGGGAGAGUGACUUUAGGCAUAUGGUGGAGACAUGAGCAUCUCAUCUUUGUAAGUUAUUGAUAGAUUUAUGUGAAUGCUGUUUUGUCAUUGGUUCUUUACUAAUUUUGUUGUGCAAUUUAUUUCUCUUCAGCUAUAUAUUUGCAUCAAACUACACUCACUGGCAAAUUUAGGGAAUCAGUAAAACACACUCAUUUAGCCAACGAAUGACAGCGUUUCACUUGAUGGUCGAAGCAUGCUACAUUGAUUUACAGCAGUUCGACACACUGCACCGGGUGUUUUCCCCGCUAAGUUGGUCUUUUUUUUGUUAUUUGAUUUGGAUGAACAUGUUUUCAAGUUUUUAGUCAGACAUCUUUUCUUCUUCUCAUUAUGUCAGUGUUGACAUAAUCUUAAAACAGAAACAGCUGUGUUUUUCACCUAAACAUCAGAGUAUUAGCCGGAUUCAGUUUUAUUGCUACACCCCCAAAGACUUGCCAAAACCGUGAGUUGUUUUCUUUGUUUGUUUUUUUUUAUCACUUACAAAUGAAUGAUAAUGUGAAGUUUAUGCACAUUUGGAAAUACAUUCUUCACUCAAUAUGUAUAUGAGAUGUCAAUAACGGUAGUAUCUGUGUGCAUCAGGUAUGGCUAGAUGCUGUAUUCUUUAUCCAUUCAUUUUGUUAGAUAUUCUCGUACAUUUCUGGUUAUCAUUAAAUUAAAGGCAAUUUGUCCUCUCAUGAGGUAUAUAUGAGUUGUUUGAAUAAUUCAAUAAUAAAAAAAAUUGCAAUUA
Poecilia reticulata (guppy) is the source of this 2589-nucleotide messenger RNA. RefSeq names its product ceramide synthase 6 (gene cers6). Gene Ontology annotation, cellular component: membrane. NCBI's taxonomy places the organism in Eukaryota, Metazoa, Chordata, Actinopteri, Cyprinodontiformes, Poeciliidae. Gene Ontology annotation, molecular function: DNA binding; sphingosine N-acyltransferase activity. The record is from RefSeq and is a predicted model, not a curated record. Gene Ontology annotation, biological process: ceramide biosynthetic process.